AUGUCUUCCGCAACCUUUCCCGCAACACCGUAUGCCCCAACAUACGAUAAUUGGCCGUACAUCGACUCGGACUUUGUGCGAUACGACGAAAACGACGAUGGCGUCUUCUACCGACAACCGAGACUCGUUACGCAUAUCGAUGACCCGUCAAUUGCGCGGUUGACACAGUACUACGAUACCGCAUUACCGAAGACUGGCAGGAUAAUGGAUAUGUGCACGAGUUGGAAGUCGUUCUACCCAUUAUCGGUCAAGGAAGCCAUCCAGAAGGGAGAAUUGGAAGUUUAUGGCGUGGGACUCAAUGAGGAGGAAAUGGCAGUCAACGGCGUGUUCCAGGGACCCGCUCGCUGGCGAGUGCUCGACCUGAACAAACCACCACACGACGUACGAACUGCAUGGGAAAAUGGCCAGGAUUUGCAAUUCGACGCAACGACGUGCGUCGUCAGCAUUGACUACCUCAACAACCCGCUAGAAGUUUGCAAGAAACUUUUGGAGGCAACGAAAGAGGGUGGGAGCGUUCAUCUCGUUAUUAGCAACCGAUGCUUUCCAAACAAGGUCGUGAGAAGAUGGAUGAUGCUUGAUGAGCGCUCGCGACUCGAGUUUGUGGGCGAUUACCUGCAUUUCGCGGGAUGGAAGGAUGUGCAGAUUGUGGAUCUUUGCGCGAGGGACGAGAAUGGCAUGCGCGUCACUGAUGAUCAGGGGACGGUGCUUGUGAAUUCGCAGCGACUUCCAGAUCAUUUAGAUCCGUUGUGGGUAGUGCGUGGGACGAAGAAGUCGUGA
Molecule: messenger RNA, 777 nt
Organism: Alternaria ventricosa
Lineage: Eukaryota; Fungi; Ascomycota; Dothideomycetes; Pleosporales; Pleosporaceae
Exons: 1
Coding region: 1-777 (258 amino acids)
Source: RefSeq, a predicted model, not a curated record